AUGCCACCAGUAAUCUCCCAAGCACUCUGGAUCGCCCAGAAUGCGCAAUACAUCGUAGCCCUCUUCCUCCUCUUCACAACCCUCCUCCUCUCCCUCCUCGGCUACCUCAUUCUCCGCUACUUCCUCCCCACCUCCAUCCUUUUGCUCUUCUCAUUCUCUGCAGCUCCCGGUGGGGGUAAGGGACGAGGGAAAGCGGGAACGCCGAAGAAGAAGGUGGUGACGAAAGGGCGGAGUGUCAAUACGCGCCAGACGGGGAGGGGGAAGGGCGUUGCUGUUGAGGGAGGUGUUUUGGGAGGAGUUUAUAGGGCGACUAUCUCUGCGCUUGGUACCGGUACGCUUCCUUCCCUCCUUUCCCUCUCAGGAGACAAACACAAUACGCUGACGAAUGCGCUGGAUCGGCAGGCCUUAUCCUAUGCGCCCUCGUCUCACUAG
Molecule: messenger RNA, 432 nt
Organism: Cryptococcus amylolentus CBS 6039
Lineage: Eukaryota; Fungi; Basidiomycota; Tremellomycetes; Tremellales; Cryptococcaceae
Exons: 2
Coding region: 1-432 (143 amino acids)
Source: RefSeq, a predicted model, not a curated record